Limulus polyphemus (Atlantic horseshoe crab) is the source of this 6849-nucleotide messenger RNA. RefSeq names its product zinc finger protein castor homolog 1-like. Gene Ontology annotation, cellular component: nucleus. NCBI's taxonomy places the organism in Eukaryota, Metazoa, Arthropoda, Merostomata, Xiphosura, Limulidae. The coding region runs from base 354 to 5969 and encodes 1871 amino acids. Gene Ontology annotation, biological process: positive regulation of transcription by RNA polymerase II; regulation of neuron differentiation. The transcript has 19 exons. Gene Ontology annotation, molecular function: DNA-binding transcription factor activity, RNA polymerase II-specific; RNA polymerase II transcription regulatory region sequence-specific DNA binding. The record is from RefSeq and is a predicted model, not a curated record.
UCGCAACCAUAAGUGUCGAUAUUAGUGCUACUAAGGGUUGACUGGACUUCAAACCCGUGGGUGGUGACUGGAAACGAAAGAAAACCGAGGGGAUGUACACAGAAGUGGAGAGAAGACAGAUGGCGCUUCUACAUUUGCAACGUUUUUAGUCGUCGAUAGAAAAGGUCCAUUCCCAUAACAUUGCCUAUUAUGCCGGAAAGGGAUUUUCAUCGCUGAACCCAGGUGUCAAACACACGUGACAACAACGCCCACCGAGUAGGAACUACCUCUUGCUGUUCCCCCAAACAGGACGUUCAUCGAUCUCGGCAACUAGAUGACAGGCCUAAGUACUAACCUUGCCAACCUUGAAAGAGAUGACUUCAGUAGAAAUAGCAGCUAAUCCACGGACAAGAAAUCGCUCCUUGGAGUUACAAUCAGUUUACGACAUACAAGAGAAAGAGUCAGAAAACCCCGAAGAAACGCAGAGAGAAGCCACCGACGACGAAGAAAGGAUGGUGGUAAGUGAAGGUCGUGAAACCACUGGAUCCCCAAAUGCGGGUAGUCCAUUGAACCCUGUUCAUCUCGUGGGCCCGUUCAACAAAGAAUUGAACUCCAAAAGUGCGAAAACCGAAAUGGAGCAAAACUAUAAAGAAGAGGAGGGGAAUUACGAUUUCAACUCUUGUAAUGAGGAUAAUUCCGAAAUGCCUUCCUCAGAAGAAUCCCAAGACGUUGAUAUACAAGAAGUGGAGACUCCAGGAGAAAGCGAAGCUGAUGACUUCGGAUCGAAUUCUCGGUUUGACUCUCCAAUAUCACCUUCUAGGCGUAACAAAAGGAAGAAUUUCCAACCACGAAAUAUAGUCUAUCAGUAUGAUGAUAGCGAUUCCGAUAAUGAUAUAUUUUCAGAUUACAAUUUUACUAAGAAAGUUAAAAAAUCUCCAUCUUGUGAAGCAAUGGAUUCAAUGGAUUCACAGCAAUAUUCUGGAGUAGAGUCUGAAAGAAGUGAUGCUAGUCCCUGUCGGAUCCAGACAUCCCUAGUGAAAAAUCAGGAACCUAUAACAAAAAUCCCAAGUAAAUGCUCGGUAGGAGACAGAGAACAGCCUCUGGACCUAACAAAUGAUUGGACAAUCCCUGCUGUCAGUAAUGAAUAUCAUCCGAAUAAGGAUGAUAUUUCUCCUGUUGACCUAACCACUCGGAAAUGUAAUUCCUGGCAGCGUUAUUCACAAAACAUGGAGGCUGUGGAUUUGUCAAAAAAUAACCGAACUGCUAAUGGUUCGUCCCUUAAUCAUAGAAGUUUCAGAGGUCAUGUUAUUUCUCCGCGUUUUAACGCAUUACAAACUGUUUUACCACGAACUAGAUUUCCUGGAUCUCAACAAGCUGCUGGACCCGACUCUAGUGGGGGUGAGGGCGUGGCUAGCACUGUGGAUGCUUCAACGAUGCGAGAUUACGCGGAGUCUACAAUGAAAGAACUCUUGAGAAUCUAUGAUCUUAAUGAUAUGGUUGACUCGAUCACCAACCAUGUGCCACUACAAAACUUUUCCUCAGGUAAAAUUUUAGAAAACAUGUCCCUUCCGUCGCCACCGUUCUCUUACCUUUCCAUGAUGCAACACAUGCCAACUUCUGAGAUCCUGAGCCAGCACUCUCCUUUAGCGACAGAAAAGACAUCUUCUGAGAAUCACACCUCAUAUUCUACAGUCACUUCAGGUGCGGCACCUAGCGUAAAGAAAGUGAGUCACCAAUCAACCACAUCACAAAAUCCGGACGAAUCUCUUCGAUCUAAAAUUCCGGACAACUUAACAAACUUUUCAUAUAUGUCGCCAAAUAGCGUGAUGAAUAUACAAAACUCUAGGGAUAUGUCGACCAUUUUAGCUCUAGCUGCACUUGGAUCCACAGUUGCAACUCGUAAUGCACCACCAGAGGACGUCCCUGUAGUUUUCCCCACUCAGUCCCAAAGUCCAGUUACUUCAGCGCCCUCUACAGUACUAACUUCUGUCAACAGAGAAUCAAUACAAGAUCUCAAGAAGGAUUCUCAUCCACUGAAGCUACACACUGACAAAACUGGAUCCAUAGAUUACACUCGGUACGUAAAAAGGUUUGCCAACGCAGCGGAAUGUGGGAGUAAUUACUGCAAAAAUGUAAACUACCGAGAACAUUUUCACUGCCUGGAUUGUAAUUCAAGAGUAUUUGUGAAGAAGGAGGAAAUGAUACGUCAUUUCAAGUGGCACAAAAAGCGUGACGAAUCUCUUCAGCAUGGCUUUCUGCGUUACAGUCCAAUGGACAACUGUUCGGACAGGUUUACAAACUGUUCCCAUAACCGGAAGCAAACCCAUUACCACUGCUUGAAGGAGGGAUGCGAUAAAGUGUACAUCAGCACAUCGGAUGUCCAGAUGCAUGCCAACUAUCAUCGGAAAGACUCGGCCAUUAUUCGGGAAGGAUUCCAAAGGUUUCGGGCGACCGAGGACUGCGGUACUACAUCUUGUUCCUUUUACGGUCAGCGAACCACGCAUUUUCACUGUCGACGGUCAGGCUGCAGUUAUAACUUCAAAAAUAAGGCAGAUAUGGAGAAACACAAGACCUAUCAUAUCAAAGACGAACAGCUAAAUAAAGAUGGCUUCAAGAAGUUUAUGAAGCAGGAACACUGCUCAUUUCAAAACUGUCGAUUCUCUAGGAUUUGCAACCACAUCCACUGCAUCCGUCCAGGAUGUACGUAUGUUUUGCAUUCAAGUGGACAGCUGUACUCACACAAAAGAAAACACGAAAGACGAGAAAACGAAAUGGCAUACCGCAAGUAUAAACUGGCACAGAAUAUGAUGAAGGCCUUGUCAGAAUCGGGAUUCGUACCUUCCAGCAAUGUCCCAGAACAGUUCAUGAACUUACCAGGGGACGGUUCUUUGAGCUCAAGUCCCACGGUUACAUCUAUGCCGCCACUCAUUCAAACAAGCCUCACUAGCGCCACUUUUAAUGGAGCGGUAAAUAACAGGAAUUCUAUGGAUAAAGUUUAUACUUGUCAUCAAGAAAAUGCCUGUGAAGAUCUUACAGUUUCAGGAUCCUCCCCUCAAACGUCUUUUACUAAAUUUGAAUCAGUGCUUUCAUCGUUCGAUUUGAAACCUGGGCCGGCUUUUUCUACUCCAGACACCAGCAUUAAUGUAAUCACACCAGAAGCUGUAGACUUAACCAGUGAUUUAUGUAAAACUAACGACCUGGAUAAUAAAUGGAAAACGUUUGUCAAAAGCUAUACAGCGGAUGAAUUUUGUAAGUCGAGCUGUGAAAUCAUGUACACUGACCACUUCCACUGUUCUACCGACAACUGUGACAUGAGUUUUCGAGCCAAAGACACGAAUGGCAUAAAAGAACACAUCAAAAAUCAUGAGACGCAGAACAAGAUAACGGAGUCUCACUUCAUCACAGUGGAAAGUGAAUCGUCAGUGCACUGUUUACCUAACUGUUCUUUAGAAGGAACAGACAAACAUUAUCAUUGCAACUGGGGGGCGUGUCAGGUGGUUAUAAGCAGCACUGACCAACCCUUCAAGAGGCUCGACCAUUAUAAAGUACAUGAGUACGCGAUUAAGGAAAAUUCAACCCUGGAUUACAAUUCUGUGGAGUACUCUACGGCAGUUGACGGAACUUUCCGACGGAAACGUGGACGACCUCCAAAGAACAGAAUCGUAGAGUUUCCUGUACUUUCUACUCCAUCUAACCUUCCUCAAGCUAUAUAUACUAGCUUCAAACUCCCGAAACCCACUACUCUCCCUCAACAAACCUUUAUGGCAACAUCCUUUGGGCCAAAUCCAUCACAUUUCACUCUUGCCCAUCCUCCCCCACCUCUUUUAAUGACACGACCCCUUUCUCUGAUUGCUUCUACUGUGUCUCCAAGUGAUCAGUAUUCUUCAUCAGUGGGUACCUCAACUCCCACGUCGCCAAUAGAGGAGGGAAGUUGUACAGUGGGAGGUUUACCAGUUUUAGAAUCUUCUGUUGAUCACGAUAGUCAGUCUUCUUCAAUUCAGCAACCAAAUAAAAUAACUUCUGAGUCUUCUUCAGCGUCGUUUGAGAAAGUGGACGGGUUUUACGUGUUUCCCAAGAAUACAUCAUGCCCUGACCACUUAUGCCCUUACCUUGGAAGUCAUCAUUUUCACUGUACCCAGCUUCGAUGUUUUUACGUCACAGACCGAAGCGACAUCCUUUUACUCCAUUCCAAAGACUUUCAUGAUAACAUUGAUAUAAUGGAAGGAUUUAUGUUCUUUGAUCGUUAUGUUGAUUGCCGUUUGCCAAAUUGCCAAAGCAACAAAGUUAAUCGUCAUUUUCACUGUGCGCGCCCAGGAUGCAACUAUUCGUUUGUGCGUUACAGCACCAUGAGUAUUCACGAGCAGAAGCAUCGCGAUAAAGAUGGCGACGACCCAGAAGCCAGUCAAUUGAGGAAUAAGCCGUCAAACAGCGAUGAAGAAAGGUCACCGAGUCCUAAAGUGACAUCUUCAAUGACAACAAUCACCAGCGAAGCUGCCAUAUGCUCUACAACAGGGAACUCGGAACCCAAAACGACGGUGGUCAAGGCCACUGGAACUUAUUAUCCUUUGUCCGCCAUUUCGAAAAAAUCUGAAUCAAACCAGAAAAGUACAGCUGGGUUGCCAGUGCUUCCCGAAGAUACUUUUAGCUCUGAUUCGGAGGACCAAAUACCUGUAACCUCUCUUACAUCGGGUGAGAUUGAGCAGCCAUUGACCAAACUUCUUCAACUCCCAAGCCUUAACAUGAAAAACACUUUCGAAGGAAUAGAAAAACACAUCCAAUAUGGACCUUCACAGAGCUGUGGUCGUCCUUUCUGCAAGCUGAAGAAGAAAGAUCACUUUCAUUGCAAUGUUUGUAACCAGGCUUUCUCUAGUUUUUCACGAUUAAAACCACACACAACCAAGCAUGUUGGGGGCCCAAUUCCGGUUCCAGUCUAUAAUUCUGGUCAGUUAAGUCCAACAACUUCUACUCAUUCUUCACCAGCUUCUGCUCAACAAGGUGAUGAAGAGGUUGGCAGUGAAGGCGAGGACCACGAUCCUGGUACAGACCAACAUUUGAAAAACAAUCCUGACGUAGACAGUGAUAAUAAAGCUAAUGUUGACACGAGUCAAUCGACUCAAGUGUCCGAAGUAUCUUCCAUGCCUCAGUUACUUCCAUGGCAACCAUUCUCUCUAACCACCGUUUCUGGUCAUCAGCUCUUAAUCCCGCAAGGAAUGCCUCCGCCAAUCUUUGCAGUGCAUGGAGGAGCAACUUUUAAUCAUCAGAUGGCGCUGGCUAACCAGUCUAAGUUUGCUGCGUCCAGCGAAAGCUUCUAUGGUUCUCCACAGGUGGAUUACAGUGCAAUAAAGAAAAGAGAGUUAACUGAAGUGUCACGUGUGUCAAAUCGUAAGCGUAGUAAUUGUACGAUCCCUAAUGGUUCUAAUUCUAAAAAGAUGAGAAUACCAAAUUUACGUAUUUUAAAGGAUGAACCUGUUCCUGAUGGGUAUAAUCGUUAUCGUUUCAAUGAGGAUUGUGCUUACAUUCACUGUGGAUACCGAGAGCAUCAAACUCACUUCCACUGUACUCGUGAAUAUUGUGGCUACAGUUUUUGUGAUAAAACGAGGUUUGUCCAGCACACGGCACGUCAUGAGCGGCUGGACACCUUAAUGGGGGGCGAUUUCGACCAGUAUCGAGCAACUAUUAAUUGUGGUCGACCACACUGCAUCUAUAUGAACUCAACGGGUGCAAUGGUUAACAAGGCCUCUCAUUUUCACUGCAAAAAAUGUGACUUUGUUUGUACUGACACCAAUAAAGUCGUCGCUCACCGAAGACAGCACAUGAAGAUGGAUAGCAUCAACGCUGCAGGGUUUGAUAAGUACACCCCUUCUCAGGAUUGUAAUAUGGAUGGCUGCAACCAUAACCGGAAACAGACCCAUUACCACUGCCUGGAGUGCCAGUACGCCGUGUUAGGUCUGUCACAAAUGUCAGCUCACAAAUAUCGACAUAUGGAUUAAGUCGUUCGUUCCCUCGGGUUUAUCAUCAUGGCUUUUGCAUUUUGUUAUUAUUACAAUAAAAUGACACAGAAGCUAAUUUUGAAGAAGGGGGGAAAGAGAUGAAGACAUCUGUCGUUGAAGCAUAAAAAAAUCAACGUAAAUGAGAGAGUUUCUCCUUCUUUGACCGGUGGUCAAAUGGUACUGAAAUUAAAUCGUGAUUUUGUAACCUCCAUUUAGGUGCCAAGAAAGUAGAGUAAGUAUGUACGUGGGAACAUUGAUCUUUCAGAGCAUCUGGUGACAGUAAUUUAGAACCAGUGAGUUUGCCUUCACCUUUUAGGGAGCCUUUAGAUAUAUUUUUUAUAGACAUCAAAAUAGUGAGAUGCGUGCGUUUGUCUUUUAGUGAGACCUAUAUAGCCAUCCCUCUUCUAGGGCGUAGAUGGUCAACAGGGUCUAGUUUUGUACAAAGUUUACAAAGUCGUGCUCAAAGCAUACAGUGCAUCAUUACUUCUCUUUAGAAUGGCAUAUUUUAGUCGUGAUUACAGUCACUUAUAUAAUUUUGUCGUAUAUUAUAUAUAUAUAUAUAUUUGGUUGGUUUCUCAACAGACCAAGUAAUCUUAGUGCCGUUUUGUACUAGGCUUUAUCUAUUACAUUUAUUCUUGAAAGAACUCGAAAGCCACUUCAUUACCAGUAUAGUAGAAGUGAGUAACAGUUCCCUUUGAUGACUCGUUUUAUUUAUCAAAGUUCCCUUUGAAACCUAGCCAUUCCAGGAGGAUCAUAGUAUUUAGUAGUUUUGUCCAACUUAGGUAGUCAGCAAUACACCUGAGUGAAGAAUUUAAACGCUGAUUUUGAAUUAAUUUUAAUGUUUUAUUCUUGUGUUCUAGAAAAAAAAAUCUUGGAAAGG